AUGGCUUUCUGCAACAAAUUCGGUGGUUUAAUGAAACUUUCUCAAACCGGAAAUGUUCCGGUUACGUCUAUGAUUGGUUCUCUCCGGUACAUGUCUACCAAGCUUUUCGUCGGAGGUCUUUCAUGGGGAACUGAUGAUCAGUCUUUGAGAGAAGCUUUUGCUCACUUUGGUGAAGUUGUUGAUGCUAAAGUCAUCAUCGAUAGAGAGUCGGGAAGGUCAAGGGGUUUUGGAUUUGUCAACUUCUCCGAUGAGACUGCUGCAAAUGCUGCCAUUUCAGAGAUGGAUGGAAAGGAUUUAAAUGGUCGUAACAUUCGAGUGAAUGUUGCUAAUGAAAGGCCAAAGGAGUUGAUUGUGAAGAAGAUGAGUUGA
Molecule: messenger RNA, 369 nt
Organism: Arabis nemorensis
Lineage: Eukaryota; Viridiplantae; Streptophyta; Magnoliopsida; Brassicales; Brassicaceae
Source: the annotation of a GenBank genome assembly